Molecule: messenger RNA, 1503 nt
Organism: Culicoides brevitarsis
Lineage: Eukaryota; Metazoa; Arthropoda; Insecta; Diptera; Ceratopogonidae
Product: fatty acyl-CoA reductase wat-like
Exons: 5
Coding region: 1-1503 (500 amino acids)
Biological process (GO): long-chain fatty-acyl-CoA metabolic process
Cellular component (GO): peroxisome
Molecular function (GO): alcohol-forming very long-chain fatty acyl-CoA reductase (NADP+) activity
Source: RefSeq, a predicted model, not a curated record
AUGGAAUCAUCAGUUGUGGAAUUUUACCAAAAUAAAUCGGUGUUUCUAACGGGAUUCACAGGAUUAUUGGGACACAUUAUUACGGAAAAACUUUUAAGAUGCUGCGAUCUUAAAGCAAUUUAUGUCUUGGUUCGAGACAAAAAAGGAAAAUCAUGGCAAAAUCGUCUCGAUGAAGUGUUUGAGGAUCCUCUUUUUGAGCGACUUCACAAAGAAAAACCUGAUUUCAAAAAGCGUGUUAUUGGAAUUGUUGGCGAUUGUGGAGUUCUUGAUCUCGGCUUAAAUUCGAAUGAUAUAAACACAAUUAAGGAAAAAGUUAAUGUCAUUAUUCAUGCUGCUGCUACUGUUCGAUUUGACGAAACGCUCAAAAAAGCUCUUUUCAUGAACGUCAAAGCUACAAAAACGCUCCUUGACAUCGCCAAAGAAAUGCGAAAUCUCGAUGCUUUUAUCCAUGUCUCAACCGCGUAUGCGAAUUGCAAUCAAAGAGGAGACAUUAACGAAGCAUUUUACAAACCAAAAUAUUCGGCGACAAAUAUGCUGAAAUUGCUCGAAAUCUUGGAUGAAAAAGCCUUCAAUGAUUUAACGGCAGACAUGAUAAAAGGUUUUCCCAAUACUUACGCCUUUAGCAAACACAUCGCUGAAGAUUUGGUUCAAAGUUACAACGGGCAACUUCCGAUUGUCGUUUUUCGUCCUACUUUUGUGAUGCCAACGUUUCGAGAGCCUGUCAGUGGAUGGACAAAUAAUUAUUACGGACCCGUUGGAUUGAUGUACGGAAUUUCGUUGGGCGUUGUUCACGUUUAUCGCUUGAAGCCCGAUAAUUAUGCGGAAUUGGUGCCUGUUGACAUGGUUGUCUCUUGUUUGUUAUCAACUGCUUGGGAUAUCGCACGAAGCAAUUAUGGAUCGAUUCAAAUAUACAAUUUUGCGCCUUCCAACAAGAAUCCUCUGUUAUGGCGACGAUUUAUUGACGAAACUCUCUCGAAUGGGAAACUUAUCCCCGCAUCAAAGGCUUAUUGGUAUUACGCGUUUGAAACUGUCGAAAACAAACACUUGUUCGCUCUUUUGCAUUUCCUGUAUCACACACUUCCGGGACGCAUCGUUGAUCUUUUUUUGGGAUUUAGUAACACGAAACUCAGAUUGAGCAGAGUUUAUGCCUCGGUUGAAAAGUUGGAUUCAUCAAUGCAGUUUUUCUCGUUCAACAAUUGGAAUUUUGAAAAUACAAACGUUAUGAAAUUAUGGAAGAAAUUGAGUCCCGUGGAUAAGGAAAUGUUCUUUUUCGACAUGGAAAAUUUCGAUUGGUCAGCAUUUUGUAAAGAUUCUACUUACGGUUUUCGAAGAUAUAUCGCAAAAGAUGAUCCAUCAACGAUUCCUUUCGCCUUGAAACGUCAAAAAGUGCUUAAAAUUACGCAUUAUGUCGUCACCUAUAGCAUCAAAGGACUUGCUUUAUAUCUUCUUAUUUUGCUUUUCUCAUGGAUUUUCAAUGUUUUCAAAUAUUUCAUGUUCAAUUAA